Messenger RNA from Raphanus sativus (radish), 1390 nucleotides. RefSeq names its product probable dolichyl-diphosphooligosaccharide--protein glycosyltransferase subunit 3A. The transcript has 2 exons. Lineage: Eukaryota; Viridiplantae; Streptophyta; Magnoliopsida; Brassicales; Brassicaceae. The coding region runs from base 211 to 1230 and encodes 339 amino acids. Gene Ontology annotation, cellular component: oligosaccharyltransferase complex. The record is from RefSeq and is a predicted model, not a curated record.
GGGUUCAAAUCCCACAGCCGUCAAAUAUUUUAAAUAUUUUCAUUAAACCGAACCCUCUAGCUUACACAGCAGGUUAAUAUUCUUGCAUCACUAUAUAAACACGUAACUUUGAAUAGUUCUUCACUUCUCCCGCCGUCUCUUGCGCCAAACUUCAUCUCCCUCGGAUCUAUUUUCUCUUCCUCUUCUCGAAUCCCAUCAGCGCGAUCGAAAAUGGCAGUUCACACAACUCUCUCAUAUCGUUUCUUCCUCUCAAUAGCAUUACUAUCCAUCCUCGCGGCGGUUUCCGAACCAACAGAUCUCACCACAGAGCUCGUUUCCCUCCGAUCCUCCUCCGAAUCAGGCGUGAUCCGCCUCAACGACGUAUCAAAAUUCAUAACCUCCGUAGCCACUCCCAGACCUUACUCCCUAAUCAUCUUCUUCAACUCCAUCGAUCUCAACAGCAAUCCCCUCCAGAACUUCCGCCGCGAGUUCGGAUUCGUCUCCGCCUCUUUCAUCUCCAACAACAAAAACAGAUCCGACGUAACAAACAAGCUCUUCUUCUGCGAGAUCGAUUCAUCCGACUCAGAGUCCUUCCACCGCUUCGGCAUCCAAUCCCUCCCGCAGAUCUGCCUCGUCGAUCCCUCCAUGGAGAAUCUCCGACACCACGAGCGAGGCAUGAUGGAGGAAGCCGACGUCGACGGAACCGCGGAGUCCGUGGCGGAGUUCGUCGAGAGCCGAACCAAACUCACCGUCGGUCCGAUCCACCGCCCGCCUCUCCUGUCCAAGACGCAGAUCGGCGUGAUCGCAUCCCUAAUCGCGAUCUCGGCUCCUUUCCUCAUCAAGAAGUUUCUAAAAGGAGAAACGUUUCUCCACGACAGUAGGUUCUGGCAAUACGGCGCCGUUUUGGUCUACUUCUUCAGCGUCUCGGGUACCAUGCACAACAUCAUCAAUAGCAUCCCUAUGUACCUCAGAGAUCCCGAGGAUUCGAACAGGCUCGUUUUCUUCUACGAAGAACCGGAAAUCCAGCUCGGGGCGGAGGCGCUUUCGGUUGGGCUUUUGUACACUGGGGUUGGGUUGCUCUUGGCGUAUGUCACUGACGCGCUUGUGCGUGUUAGGAAUGUCAAUGAGCAGAGGGUGGCUAUGGUGUUGGUUAUGGUUGUGUCGUUCUUGGCUGUGAAGAGGGUUGUUUACUUGAAUAACUGGAAGACUGGGUAUCAGAUUCAAAUGUAUUGGCCAUCUAGUUGGCAGUGAUGAUGGAACCUUUUACCUUGAGAGACAAAUAAAGGAAGAAGUGAAGAAGAAGUUGCAAGGGCCUUUGUGAAUCACUAUUACCAUCUCUUUGACAAUGAUCGAUCUUCUCUUUCCACUCUCUACAAUCCCACCUCGUUGCUUACUUUCGAGGGCCAAAAGA